Messenger RNA from Fundulus heteroclitus (mummichog), 3031 nucleotides. RefSeq names its product B-cell receptor CD22 (gene psg4). The record is from RefSeq and is a predicted model, not a curated record. Lineage: Eukaryota; Metazoa; Chordata; Actinopteri; Cyprinodontiformes; Fundulidae. The coding region runs from base 26 to 1741 and encodes 571 amino acids. The transcript is spliced from 8 exons.
CUGCUGAUAGAGCAGUGCUGCAGCCAUGCAUGGGGACACAAGCUUUCUUCAAUGUCUCCAAAUGAUUGCAGUAUUGUGGAGGGGGGUCCAGGCUGCAUCGCCUGUCCCCUCAGUCCCUGACCGUGUCCAGGGUGUGGUGGGCUCCUGCAUGGUGAUUCCUUGCUCUUUCACGCCUUUAGCCUCUCAUCCCAUCAGGAGAUUGAAGGAGAGGGUGGAUGUGCGGCUCAGGUUCAAAGGUGCAGGGUCCGUAUUUACUCUCAGGCGCACCGCUUUCAACAGUGAGAGCAAAGAACAAGUGAGCAGGGAUUUCCUGGGCCGAACAUUGCUCUUUGGCCAAAUGUCAGAUGGAGACUGCUCAGUGAAGAUAGAACAGCUGAGAGCUGGUGAUCCAAACAUGUUUGAACUGGCUCUGAAGAAAGCCAGUGACACCCUCUGGGGGACGUCAAGGAGUGUAAAUGUCGACAUCAUUGACAACCCUGAGCCUCCUGUCAUCAGCGGUGUGUUGACAGCUAAAGAAGGAGAGUUGGUCUCUCUUAACUGCUCCGUCAGCUACCACUGUCCUUCCAGACCUCCGACCCUUCAGUGGAAGUGGGAGCAAGGAACUCAGCUGAACAGCACCAAGCUAGGAGAGGUGCAAACCCUCAACCCGGGUCCCAACAGGUGGACGCUGCUGGCCUCUCUGUCUUUCAUUGCCUCAUACCAAGUGAAACCCAGACUCUCGUGUGCAGUGAAAUAUCCAGAAUUCAAAACGUUAUCCACGGUGAAGGACAUGCAUGUGACAUUUCCACCGAAGGACGUGAAGGUGGAGGUUCAGACUUUGACUGUCCAGCUGGGUGGCAACGCCUUGCUUCUUUGCUCAUGCAAAGCUGACCCUCCCGUGACAGAGUAUCACUGGUCCUAUACUCAACAAGGCCGGACCGUGCACCUCCACCACCGAUCGCACACACUGCGAGUGUUCAAUGUGACCAAAGACAUGAGAGUCCGCUGCUCAGCCAAGAACACCAUUGGUCGAGGAGAAUCACAGCCCACAUCCCUUAAUAUACAAUAUAAGCCAUCCAUCCAUCGUCUCUCCUCUACCUGUGUUGUGGCGGAAUCUGAUGUGCAUUGUCGCUGCUCGGUCGACUCCAACCCUAAAGCAGCUGUCACCUGGAGCGUUAACGGGACCGCUCCUCCUCAUGAUUACAACGUGUCAGUAACAUCAGAGCCAGACAUGCUCACAGCCUCUCUGAGUGGCUACAUGGCCGAACCACUGAGUGUAAUUUGUUUUGCCUUUAACGCACUUGGAAAUGACUCCCUGCUUUUGCUGCAGGAGGAAGAAACUGUAUCUGUGGUCUGGAUCAUUUUACCUGCUGUGGUCUGCGCCCUGUUCGUAUGCAUUCUGUCCCUGCUUGUCUGCUGCUACCGGAGAAGAGUUAAAAGACAAAUCCUGAGCAGACAUCAAGCUGUGUACCCUGAAGGAUUGGGAAUUUACCAGAACAGGAUGCCACUCUACAUUAACUGCACUGAAGUGACUCAUGUUUACACCAAUGGGAGCUACCAACUUGUGUACCAGAACUCCACACCUGCUUUUGUCCAUACAAAGCAGAUCCGUCCAAUAGGUCGCAGAGGUUGUGAGAAGAGAAGAGGUAGAGAGUUUGGAGGGAGAGAUAGAGGGGCUGGAGUGGAACGAAGGCCUACAAGAGAGAUCAUAGACACUUCUUCCGCUGAUCCAGAGACAGCCAUCUAUGUGGAGAUCCUAUGAGUUUGUUAACAAAAAGCAAAUGGAAUUGAUGCUUUACUCUUUGGGACAAUCUUGCUCAUGAAACUCCCUGUCGACAGUGCUCAUUUGAACCUAUAGGCUACUAUGUUUAAUCUUCCUAUUGACCUAUUUCUUUGAGUGAGUUGUUUUGUUUGACCGACACUAACUGUAAUCAACGAGAUUUACCAUCUUAUCUGCAAAAUUCAUGAAAAGAUAAGCAAAGGUCAUCAGAUCUGAUAUUGUCUGACAAAUCAGUGAUUUAAAUCUUUAUAUAAGCGGCUGCAUCAUGGUGCAAAUUGAUCCAUCAGUGCUGUACUUUCCCCUGGAAACUUUUUGUGGUUCUUGUGGCCGUUAUUCAUUAGUCGCUUGGCACAAAGAAGGACAGAAGGAAAUAACUUGAAGUAAAUGGCUCAUGGUUGGGACUAAAACUCAGGACAGCUGCGUCCAGCACUGUGGCCUCCAGAAAUGAUGGGCCCACUUCAGCGCUGAGUCACGUCGGGCCCAAAUAAUUAAAAGGAUUUAUAGAUAUGUGAAACGUUAUCCUUUUAUAGCCCAGCAAAUUCUGCUAGUUAGAAGGAAGGGCAUAUAUAGUAUUUGAUGCAGAGAUUUUGUUUUUAAUCAUGUUAUAGAAUUCCUUCCAAUCAAUUUUCUAGAAACGUAAGAACUUCUGUAACAAAAUCAACUGUAAGUGCUGUAUGGGUUUCUGAAUUUUUUUAUUGAAGAAUUAUUUUUCUGCAAACGUUUUAUUUUCAUAUGGAUCAACAGUCACUUUGAAAUAUGAAAGCUUUAAGGACCCACUGCGGGUCCUUAAAGUCUGGGGCGUAAGAAUAUGAUAUACUUUUUAUGUUCUUUAAAAAAAACAAAAAAAAAAAAACAAUGAAUACUUGAUGUUCUAAAUCUACUUUUUAAAGAGAACAUCAAAUAAUAAAAUGAUACUACAAUAUUUAACAUUCUAUUUAUUGUUAUAGAUAGUUAUUAAUGGUACAAACAGGUCAGAUUAUGAUGCCACAUAGGAGCAUGCCUAGGCCCCAGCCCUCUAAUCUGCCAUCUGAUUUGCAUCUCUCCUGAUCCACACAUUACUUUCCAGGGGUUGUGGACACAUGUGUAGAGGGCUUCCUGAUACCUGGCUAGUGGAGACCCAGGAGCCACCAACCAACCACCAGGUGUUCACCUUCAAGCUGUUAUCCCCAGUUCUCCAGGAGGGUCCUAGGGUCUCCUUGGUUUGUCCCCGCUUCUCCUAAUUGUGAUGUUCAUGAAGUUCCUUUAAACCCCUCUUAGUCUGACCUCUGCCCU